This is a messenger RNA of Myotis daubentonii (Daubenton's bat), 1735 nucleotides long. It is a transcript of the gene EMC10, whose product is annotated as ER membrane protein complex subunit 10. Gene Ontology annotation, cellular component: EMC complex. The record is from RefSeq and is a predicted model, not a curated record. Lineage: Eukaryota; Metazoa; Chordata; Mammalia; Chiroptera; Vespertilionidae.
GUGCUCCGCGGCGCUCGGCGCACUCUGGCCCGUGGGCUGGUGGGAAGGGGCCAAAAUGGCGGCGGCCGGCGCCAGGGCCACUCGGCUGCUCCUGCUCUUGCUAAUGGCGGCCGCAGCCCCCAGCCGCGCGCGGGGCAGUGGUUGCCGGUCCGGGGCCGCUGCGCGGGGGGCCGGGGUGGAAGGUCGAGACGAGGCCUGUGGCACCGUGGGGCUGCUGCUGGAGCACUCAUUUGAGAUCGAUGACAGCGCCCACUUCCGGAAGCGCGGCUCCAUACUCUGGAACCAGCAGGACAGCACCUUGUCCCUGUCGCAGCGGCAGCUCAACGAGGAGGAGCGGGGCCGACUCCGGGAUGUGGCAGCCCUCAACGGCCUGUACCGGGUCCGGGUUCCGAGGCGGCCUGGCGCCCCUGACGGCCCAGAAGCUGGCGGCUACGUCUCCUCCUUCGUCCCCGCGUGCUCCCUGGUGGAGUCGCACCUCUCGGAUCAGCUGACGCUGCACGUGGAUGUGGCCGGCAACGUGGUGGGCCUGUCGGUGGUGACGCACCCCGGGGGCUGCCGGGGCCAGGAGGUGGAGGACGUGGACCUGGAGCUGUUCAACACGUCUGUGCAGCUGCAGCCGCCGGUCACGGCCCCAGGCCCGGAGACAGCGGCCUUCAUCGAGCGCCUGGAGAUGGAGCAGGCCCAGAAGGCCAAGAACCCGCAGGAGCAGAAGUCCUUUUUCGCCAAAUAUUGGCACCUCAUCCUGGGGGGGGCCGUGUUGCUCACAGCCCUGCGUCCGGCCGCCCCGGGGCCCGCGCCGUCUCCGCAGGAGGCCUGAGUCUGGAGGCCUGAUGGAUGUACAUCAUUCCUGUCGUCCUGUUCCUCAUGAUGUCGGGAGCACCGGAUGCCGGGGGCCAGGGGGGCGGUGGGGGUGGGGGUGGCGGAGGGGGCAGUGGCCGGUGAGGGCGCGGGGCUUCCCUCCUGCCCAGAGAGCCGGGCCUGGCUCAUCCCAAAAGGCUUCGCUGGCCCCUCCCCCGGAGCCUCUCCCCGGGGGCCCCUGUGUUCCUGCCUGGAGGGCGGUGGGGUUCUUGGCCCUGCUGCCCCCGUGGCCCCAAGGCUUCCCUCUGACCCCGGGUCCCGUCACCCCCAGCACCCCAAGCCCUGCAGUCCGGGAGCUCUCCAGCUCCGCGCCUUUGUUCUCACCCUGGUUCCGGCUGGGCUCCAUGGCCCCUACCUCCUGGGCCACACGCCUGUCCCUGUACCCUGAGGGCACAGCAGGCCGGGCUGGCGUGGGCGUGGGCGCGGGCGCCUGGCUCCGCUCCUCCCUGGCCCUGCCCUUGGGCCUGCUGCCCCUUUUCUGCCCAGGAUGCCAGGCCCGUGUCCACGUCAGCACAGAGCAGCCGGCUUCCGUGUGCAGGCCCGGCCGUCACUCCCGCCCCCGGCUGCCUUCCCCGGGCCGCGGGCUCCGGGUGAGGACGCUGGGCCUCUGCUGUUACCCCCCGCCCCCCCCCCCAAGCUUAUCUAGUUAAAACCAUUGAGAAUAUACUGAAAUACAUGAAGGUUUGAAAGUUACCUCUUCCAGCAGCCAAGUGCACCAUGGACCUGGCCCCUGGUGCAUGUGUGUGCACGUGUGUAGCAUUGCUGAAUCUCCGUGUCCACGUUGUGAAUUAUGCGGAAACCCCAGGAGAUGGCCCUCGUGUUGUCAUGGCUGCAGGACGCUCUGCGCUGUGUGUCCUGAUUAAACUGGUCCCCGGUG